Molecule: messenger RNA, 1248 nt
Organism: Fusarium sp. VM40
Lineage: Eukaryota; Fungi; Ascomycota; Sordariomycetes; Hypocreales; Nectriaceae
Source: the annotation of a GenBank genome assembly
AUGUUUCGCCGACAUUGGUCAAGCCUCCCUAAGGAUAUCUCCUUUCCAAGGGAUCUGACCGGCCUUGGAUACUUUUUGAAUGAUCAGGAUGAAAUUCGAUCGAUUGAAAACCCCGACUGCUAUUUCAAAUACUUUGCCAACAAGAACUCGCGCGUUAAUGAACGCCAGCGAUUCCAUUUCAAUAUGGCUCUGGAAGACAUGAUCCAUGAUCGUCUCGAGAAAGAAGGCCUCCAGAAGUUCCAACUGCUGCCCGAAAACGAGAAACACUGUCCCAUUUUCUUCAACCCCAACAUCGUCAAGACCGCACGCAUCGUCAUCGUCAUUGGCGAACCCUCUCAAGAUCUAGGAUUCCUCGCUGGCCGAAUUGUGAACGGGCCUGGUGGUGUUGCCAGGGGCAGUAUGAUCAGUGUCGUGCAGGCGCUUGCCAAGCAGACUGCUGCCCGAGGGGAUUCAGAGCCUCCUUGCGUUAUCCUCGCCAACGUAGGUCAGAGAUACUGGUGGCCUGAACAAAAGCGGUCUCUUACCAUUGAAGCGGCUGGAGAUGUCCCUCUUCCCAGCAUGGUGCAUACUGGACGGCGAUACGUCAAGGAACUGAAUGAAAUUCCUGGAAGUGAAACUCCUCUUGCGCACGUCAAGACCAUUUUCGACAAGGUUCUCGAGGCGAACAAGAGUGCCAAUAUCGAUAUCGUUGCUAUCGGGCAAAGUUGCGAGGUGGUUUUGCAGCUUUUUGAGGAGGAACAGAGCUGGACCCAGUGGGGUCAUCGUCUAGGUGGCAUGCUCCUCAUGGGGACUGUCUUUCCUGCAGACGGGCUUACCAAUGUCGAGUUCAAAGACUUCCUUGCCAAGCGGACCCGGGCUUAUCUCAUCUCUGAUGAACCUCUCGACACUCCUUUGGCAAUGCCUGCAGGAAACCCGGCGCUCUUGAUUGAACCUCUUGGAUGUCCUUGCUUCUCUGGUGGAGAACAGCAGCACGCCGAACUCAUUCUCAUUAAAGCCCUCGAGCCAGCCCUUGCCUACUUGCAAGAGAUUGCCCUGACAGAAGACUUCGUAAACCCCGACAUGGCUGUUGCAGAGCGACUCCCCACUGACAUCACCGACGAUCAAUGGAAUGAGCUACCAGAGGAAACCAAGCCCGAGGUCACGGCUCUGGAACCAGAAGUGAUGAAGGAGCAGAUCAAGCAGCUCAGACGCUGGGAUAGGUUUGCAAAGACGGGCUUGGCCCCUGAGUCGGACUCAGAUGAAGAAUGA